Messenger RNA from Oryctolagus cuniculus (rabbit), 6693 nucleotides. It is a transcript of the gene COL4A6, whose product is annotated as collagen type IV alpha 6 chain. The record is from RefSeq and is a predicted model, not a curated record. Gene Ontology annotation, cellular component: collagen trimer. Gene Ontology annotation, molecular function: extracellular matrix structural constituent. Lineage: Eukaryota; Metazoa; Chordata; Mammalia; Lagomorpha; Leporidae.
CCCCUCCAUUCCUUCCUCGCCUGGUGCAUGGAACUAUCUCCUGAGUGCGGCAAGUUGUAGCGGGCACAGCGGAGCCUCUUUCCCUUUGGGACACUUCCUUAUCUGGAAGCUGAGUUAAGUUUCUUUCGAACUACAGCGCUUCGCGCCGUUACCCUGUCCUGAGUAAGGAAGCAGCCGCCAAGCAUCAGCAGAGCCCCGAUGAGCCAGAGCCACAGAGCCGUUUAGCAGUCUCCCGGGACCCAGCUCCGGAGGAGCCGAAAGCAUGCACCCUGGGUUGUGGCUGCUCCUGGCUACAUUGUGCCUGACCGAGGAACUGGCUGGAGCGGGAGAGAAGAAGUCCCAUGGACAGCCAUGCGGGGGUCAAGACUGCAGUGGGGGCUGCAAGUGCUUUCCUGAGAAAGGAGCAAGAGGGCGACCCGGUCCCAUUGGAAUUCAAGGUCCGACGGGUCCUCAAGGAUUCACUGGCCCUACCGGUUUAUCAGGCUUGAAAGGAGAAAGGGGCUCCCCAGGCCCUCUGGGACCAUAUGGACCAACAGGAGAUAAGGGUCCCAUGGGAGUUCCUGGCUUCCUUGGCAUCAAUGGGAUUCCGGGCCACCCUGGACAGCCAGGCCCCAGAGGUCCUCCAGGCCUGGAUGGCUGUAAUGGAACUCAAGGAGCUGUUGGAUUUCCAGGCCCUGAUGGCUUCCCUGGGCUUCUCGGACCACCUGGGCUUCCCGGUCAGAAAGGUUACAAAGGUGAACCUGCUAUUGAUCCAGGCAGUUUCAAAGGAAUGAAGGGGAAUCCCGGAUUGCCCGGACUGGAUGGAAUCACCGGCCCACAAGGAGCACCAGGAUCUCCUGGAGCUGCAGGACCCAUGGGAUCACCAGGAUUACAAGGUCCCCCAGGACCCCCUGGUUUCCCGGGCCCUGAUGGUAAUAUGGGGUUAGGUUUCCAAGGAGAGAAAGGAGUCAAGGGGGAUGUUGGCCUCCCCGGACCUGCAGGACCACCACCAUCUACUGGAGAACUAGAGUUCAUGGGACUUCCUAAGGGGAAGAAAGGAUCAAAGGGUGAAGCGGGGCCUCAAGGUAUACCAGGCAUACCUGGACCUCCAGGGUUUCCAGGAUUUGGAACCACUGGAGAAAAGGGAGAAAAAGGAAUCCCUGGUUUGCCAGGACCCAGGGGUCCCAUGGGUUCAGAAGGAGUCCAGGGUCCUGCAGGGAAACAGGGCAAGAAGGGGACAUCAGGUUUCCCUGGGCUAAAUGGACUCCCAGGAAUUAAGGGUGAAAAGGGUGCCAUCGGCCUGCCAGGCCCUGACAUUUUCAUCGAUGUAGAUGGCGCUGUGAUCUCAGGUUAUCCUGGAGACCCUGGUGUGCCAGGCCUCCCAGGCCUUAAAGGAGAUGAAGGCAUCCAGGGACCACGUGGGCCUUCUGGUAUCCCAGGCCUCCCAAGCUUGCCAGGUAUUCAAGGCAUCCUAGGGCCUCAGGGAUCGCCAGGCCUCAAGGGAGACCAAGGAAACCCAGGCCGUACCACAGUUGGGGCAGCUGGCCUCCCUGGCAGAGAUGGUUUGCCAGGCCUGCCAGGCCCACAAGGCCCACCUGGCCCACCUGGUCCAUCAUUUGGAACUGGAACCCUACACAGAGCAGAGCCAGGUUUCCCUGGCCUCCGAGGAGAACAAGGUCUGAAAGGAAACCCAGGACUCAAGGGAGUAAAAGGGGACCCUGGCUUUUGUGCUUGUGAUGGUGGUGUUCUCGACAUUGGACCACCUGGGGAACCAGGCCAGCGUGGGCCACAAGGUCUCAUGGGCCCUCCAGGAGUUCAAGGAACCAGAGGCGAUCCUGGCUCCAGAGGCACACAGGGUCCAGCAGGGGCCCCAGGUUCACAUGGGCCACCGGGUCCUGCAGGCUCCAAGGGAGAGAAAGGGGAGCCGACUCUCAGUACACAAUCAGGAAUGCCAGGGGAGAAGGGUGAUCCUGGCCCCCGGGGAUUCCCUGGUGUGACAGGAGCCCGAGGCGAGGAUGGCGCACCAGGCUUGCCAGGUUUACCAGGCCUCCCGGGCGAUGGUGCACAAGGGUUUCCAGGUGAAAGGGGAUUUCCAGGACUGCCCGGUGAAAAAGGUCAACGUGGUCCAAUCGGCCUCCCAGGGAUUGGGCUCCCAGGACUUCCUGGACCUCGUGGGCUUCCUGGAGAUCAAGGAAGAGAUGGAUUACCAGGGAAGCAAGGCCUCCCUGGGCCUCCAGGAAUCACCUUGCCUUGUAUUACUUCUGGAUUAUAUGGCCCAUCGGGAUCUUCUGGAGCACCUGGAUUCCCAGGCCCUAAGGGGACCCAGGGCCUCCCUGGGACUCCAGGCCAGCCUGGAUUACGUGGAAAUAAAGGAGAGCCAGGAAACCCCGGAUUGGUUCAUCUCCCUGAACUGCCAGGAUUUCCUGGACCGCGUGGGGAGAAGGGCUUGCCUGGGUUUCCUGGGCUCCCUGGAAAAGAUGGCUUGCCUGGGAAGGCUGGCGGUCCAGGUUUACCAGGUUCCAAGGGAGUCCCUGGUGACAUCUUUGGUGCUGAAAAUGGUGCUCCGGGCAAACAAGGCCUCCAGGGAUUGCCAGGGGACAAAGGAGUUUCUGGAGACUCUGGCCUUCCAGGACCCAAGGGUUUGCAUGGGAGGUCUGGCUUGCCAGGUCCCAAAGGCGAGCGGGGCAGCCCUGGAUCACCAGGACUCAUGGGCCAGCCAGGACCCUCGGGGUCUGGUGGUCUGUAUGGCAUCAAGGGCAAAUCGGGACUCCCAGGAGCACCUGGCUUUCCAGGCAUUGCAGGACAUCCUGGAAAGAGAGGUCCGAAAGGUGAGACAGGUUACCCUGGCGCAACUGGAAAGAGAGGCCAGCCUGGGCUCCAAGGCCAUUCUGGAUCUCCCGGGGCAGCCGGCCUCCUGGGGAGCCCAGGGUUGCCAGGGGACACUGGCUUGCCAGGCCUCCUGGGCCCGAAGGGCGAGAAGGGGUCCGUUGGACUGGUCGGUUUCCCAGGGGUUCCAGGUCUUCCUGGUAUUCCUGGUACAAGUGGACUAAAGGGAAUUUCGGGAUCACCUGGGAAGUUGGGAGCAUUCGGACAGGCUGGUGGUCCUGGUGAAAAAGGUCACAGGGGUGAUCCAGGGCCAGCCGGAAUACCAGGCUCAAGAUUUCCAACGCUCAACAUUUUGCUCAAAGGUGACAAAGGCUCUCAGGGCUCAGCUGGCUCCAGUGGAUUUCCUGGCCUCAGAGGAGACAAAGGAGAGACUGGACUCCCUGGGCUGCCAGGCCUGCCUGGAACUCGUGGCCUGCCCAGCACCAUCAAAGGGCUUCCCGGAAAUCCAGGCCCUUCUGGUUCCACAGGACUGCCAGGUUUACCUGGUCUGAAAGGGUCUCGGGGAAUUAUGGGUUUCCCAGGAAUGCCAGGAAAAAGUGGUUCGCAGGGUCUCAAUGGGACCCCUGGACUCCCUGGAUCACCUGGUCCCCAAGGCUCAAAAGGCGAUCAAGGCCAGACUUUUAAAGUUUCUGGUAACCCAGGACCCAAGGGAAAAACUGGAGAGUCUGGCCUUAAAGGACAAAAAGGAAAAGAUGGGCCAGCUGGUGACAUGGGUUUCCCAGGAAACAAAGGUGAAAAUGGAAAAACUGGCAUUGCUGGAGAUAUUGGCCUUCCUGGUUCCCCAGGACUUCCAGGGAUAGCAGGUGUGAGAGGAGACCCAGGACUUCCAGGUUUCUCAGGUCACCCAGGGGUAGCUGGGCCCCUGGGAUCUUCUGGCUUAGUAGGACCCAAAGGCUCUCCUGGACUUCCUGGUUUACAUGGACUGAAUGGACUUCCAGGCACCAAGGGUACCCAUGGAACUCCAGGACCCAGUAUAACCGGCGUGCCUGGGCCUGCUGGCCUGCCUGGAGCCAAAGGGGAAAAGGGCACACCAGGGAUUGGCAUCGGAGCCCCAGGGAAGCCAGGUAUAAGAGGACAAAAAGGCGGCCAAGGUUUCCCAGGUCUCCAAGGUCCUGCUGGUCUCCCUGGUGCCCCAGGCAUCUCCUUGCCCUCACUCAUAGCAGGACAGCCUGGUGAUCCCGGGCGACCAGGCCUGGAUGGAGAACGAGGCCGCCCAGGCCCCCAGGGACCCCCAGGGCCUCCUGGGCCAUCCGCGGAUCAAGGCGACUCUGGAGACCCAGGUUUCCCUGGAAUCCCUGGGCCUCGGGGUCCCAAGGGAGACCUAGGAAUUCCAGGCUUCUCUGGCCUCCCUGGAGAGCUCGGACUGAAAGGCAUGAGAGGGGAGCCUGGCUUCAUGGGAAUCCCAGGCAAGGUUGGGCCACCUGGAGAUCCAGGCUUUCCCGGCAUGAAGGGGAAGGCAGGGUCAAGAGGCUUCCCCGGCCCCCAAGGUGCUCCUGGACAAACGCCCAUUGCAGAAGCCAUCCAGGUUCCUCCGGGCCCCUUGGGUCUACCAGGCAUUGAUGGCAUCCCUGGCCUCACCGGGGACCCUGGGACUCCAGGCCCUGUCGGCCUACAAGGCUCUAAAGGUUUGCCCGGCAUCCCUGGCAAGGAUGGCUCCAGUGGCCUUCCUGGCCCACCUGGGGCUCUUGGUGAUCCUGGUCUGCCUGGACUGCAAGGCCCCCCAGGAUUUGAAGGAGCUCCGGGGAAGCAAGGCCCCUUCGGGAGGCCUGGCAUGCCUGGUCUGAGCCUGAGAGUGGGCUACACAUUGGUGAAGCACAGCCAGUCGGAACAAGUGCCCCAGUGCCCCAUCGGGAUGAGCCAGCUCUGGGUGGGUUACAGCUUGCUGUUCGUGGAAGGACAGGAGAAAGCCCACAACCAGGACCUGGGCUUCGCGGGCUCCUGCCUGCCCCGCUUCAGCACCAUGCCCUUCAUCUACUGCAACAUCAACGAAGUGUGCCACUACGCCAAGCGCAACGACAAGUCCUACUGGCUCUCCACCACCGCCCCCAUCCCCAUGAUGCCCGUCGGCCAGGCCCAGAUCCCGCAGUACAUCAGCCGCUGCUCCGUGUGUGAGGCGCCCUCGCAAGCCAUUGCUGUGCACAGCCAGGACACCACCAUCCCGCAGUGCCCCCUGGGCUGGCGCAGCCUCUGGAUCGGCUAUUCCUUUCUCAUGCACACGGCCGCCGGCGCCGAGGGCGGAGGCCAGUCCCUGGUCUCCCCUGGAUCCUGCCUCGAGGACUUCCGGGCCACUCCUUUCAUCGAGUGCAGCGGGGCGCGAGGCACCUGCCACUACUUUGCCAACAAGUACAGCUUCUGGCUGACCACGGUGGAGGAGAGGCAGCAGUUCAGGGAGGAGCCAGUGUCUGAAACGCUGAAAGCCGGGCAGCUGCACAGCCGAGUCAGCCGCUGCCAGGUGUGUAUGAAAAGCUUGUAGGGUGGCACCUGCCACUCUGCCCCUUGCCCUCCCCUCCCCGUCACAACAGUCACCUCACAAACCUGGCCAGACUGAAGAAGGACGGCCUGGGCCCUUUUGCCAAUCUGUCCAGUUGUCUGCUGGAGUCUCAUUUGGGCUGGACGACUGGACGUUCCUAUCACCCCAACCCUCACGCCCGAUAGAUGAGUCCACUCUGGAUCUGCUGGCCCGUUUCAGUCACCCUGGUGCUACCGUUGGAUUUGCAUGUUUGCAUGACUUUUCAUGGCUACCUCGGAAAGAUUUGCUGGGCCGCCACCUCCUUAGACUGCUGGCUUUCCUCGCUGUCUUGAUCAGAAAGCUCUUCACCAUCACUACUGUCAUUUCUUUAUGUCCAGAGGUCACUACACAUGACUCGGCUUAAACCAGAGCCCAGUGUUUCCAGGUUUAAAAAAGAAAUCUCUGGCUGGACAUUUCUGGAUGGCUCCGGUCUGCCUAGUACAAGCCCUCACUAUUGAGAGGCCCACAAAUGGAACAGGGUGCCAGCCAGGGGCCUAGGUGUGAACUCUGACUCCUUCAGAGUGAGCUAGCCUGGGCCUCCUAUGGCAUAGGAAGUCCUGAAGGCCAGCGGCAGAAAGGGGCUCACUAACCUCAUAAGGUCCUAGACUUCCUCCUGGCUGGCUCUCUCCUCAGCCAGAGACAGAGAACUUGGCCAGGUCUAAAGUAGAGCAUUGGAUGCAACCAACAUGGCCAAGCCCAUAAAAGCACUCAAGAAUCACGGCCCUUUUUCCUGAGCCGAGGGUAGAAAGGUGCAUGGCUAAGGAGGUGUAAAUUUUGCUUUCGACUCCAGGAACAAAAAGGUAAAGCUCCAUUUCUCAGAAGUCCUUGUUUACUCCAAAUGUCAUCCAGAUGUGUGCCAUGUGGCAAAUUCAAACUCCAGUGUGUUAGUUCCUUUGCAUUCUGAGGCUGUUACAGAGACGUGCCAGAAAAAAAAAUGGGCAUCCAACUGUUCUUUCACAGGUAGCCUAUUAAACGAUUUCAAUGUGUUUUUAUAAACCUAAUAAAAAUUAAGCACACUCCUCUCAUUAGCAGUUAGCAGACCUAGAGCAAGCCCAAGUUGGCUAUAAAGUGUUUUGUAUUCUGUUUGGGGGGAUUUAUUUUCGCCAUUUUCUGUCAUUGCCAGUUUCCCAGAAUCCUCUUAGCUCUGUUGACAUGAGGCAAUUCCUUUCAGGGGAUUCUGUUUCCUUAAGUAUUAUGUCCACUGUGCCAAUACAGACAACGCAUAAUCAGUGUCAUCUGAAUAAUUGCUACCUUCACCUCCUGAGUAAUAAGCAUGGCGUCGGCUUUGUAUAUAGCCAAUAAAAUGAAUGAAAUCUGAA